AUGUCCGGGGCAGCGGAAGGUUUGGCUGGGCUUGCUCUAAGUGCAAUAAACGUUGUAGCCUUGUUCACGACGUGCAUUGAGUGUUUUGACAUUGUUAUUGCUGGAAAGAACUUCGGUGAAGAUUUUGAGCAGUUGUGUGCUUUGUUCUCAUUGGAGCGUGCUCGAUCUGUGCUCUGGGGCGAGUCUGUGGGAUCAAUUCCUGAACCAAAUACUGGCCUUCGUUUGAAGUAUGACGUGAAAAGUAUGCGAUUGCUCCGAGGUGUUACUUCAAGCCAUAAAGAUUCUGCCACUCUAGAUGUUUCAGAAACUGCAAGUAGCCGUAUGUUCAAAAUUGAGGAAAAUGGGUAUAUCACCAGAGUUAUCACAAAAUCUUCGUCUACGUAUGGCUCGAGUUUAUCAUUCAAAACUGCGUUGUCAAAGCCAUCGCAAGAUAUUGACAGUCUGGCUUCCUCGACUCCGCAGCCACCUGAAGCUUGGCCACGAUUGCUGCAAUCCCCCAACAAGAACACGAAAAAAAUGGCACUUCUCAAUUCUGCCAUAGCUUGUGAACAAUGUUCUUACGAUGAAAAGAAAUGUGUGACGAAAACUGAAGUAUUUCAAUGUUAUAGUUGUAUCCAGACUGGGAAGAAUUGUAGCUUCUCAAGACGAUCCGCUGAAAUGACGCAUACAACUUCAACGUCAACUUCUCAUGAAACAGCAUAUUUGGAUAAUAAUCUAACCAACGAAUCAUCUACAAACCAAGUGUCACAGAACCGCCGUCUUAUGCAAGGACUUGUUGCGGUCACUGGGUACCGCCGGCAUCUGAGCUUCUCCGACGGCGAUAAACACUUUGGAAAUCGACUUACUGCUAAUAAGAACCAGGAUCUAGAAUACUGGGUUCACAAUUCUGGAAAGCUGGUUCCGACUGCCAAUACUGGUACUGCAGCUUUGCUGCGAAUUUUUCUUGAGCUUCGCGAUAUUCGGGAGACUAAUGUACCAUUUAUCAGCGCUAUUACUGUCAAUGGCUGCCUGAAUACUAUACUGGCCAGUAUAGAGGGGCCCCCCGAGAAGCCCUUUGAAGGAGGAAUAUUUUGGAUUACUAUAAGAAUAACUGAUCGAUAUCCUGGUCAACUGCCACUCAUGAGAUUCACAACUAAAAUUUACCAUCCAAAUGUAUCCCCACAAGGAUAUGUCCGCUACGCAGAUGGUCAGCUUCAAAAAUAUUCAAAACCUUUGAAUAACUCCGACAAGUGGUUCUUGGGAAGUGAUAGAAAACUCAACUGGUCACUUGGAGCACUACUCACCGCACUAUGCGGUCUUUUAUCUUCUCCAGACGUAGAUAAUCCUUUAGUGCCAGAGAUUGCGCAAACUAAUCUUGAAGAUUAUGAUGAAUAUUGUUGCAAUGCUCGACUAUAUACUAAAAUGUACGCUAUUGAUGAGAGGCCAGACGAAUCACAUCUUCUUUUUCCAGAUGAUUUCUCCGAAGAAAUUAAUGUCGUGGACUUCUCUCAUGAUGAUUGCAAAGAAGAAGAGCCCGAAGAUGACUUCCUAAGCUUACAGAGCUCUCUUAGAGAGGAACAAGAUAUCAAACUUACAGGAUAG
Molecule: messenger RNA, 1581 nt
Organism: Botrytis fragariae
Lineage: Eukaryota; Fungi; Ascomycota; Leotiomycetes; Helotiales; Sclerotiniaceae
Product: putative heterokaryon incompatibility protein
Exons: 3
Coding region: 1-1581 (526 amino acids)
Biological process (GO): protein K63-linked ubiquitination; DNA damage tolerance
Cellular component (GO): nucleus
Molecular function (GO): ubiquitin conjugating enzyme activity
Source: RefSeq, a predicted model, not a curated record